Molecule: messenger RNA, 6899 nt
Organism: Pseudophryne corroboree (corroboree frog)
Lineage: Eukaryota; Metazoa; Chordata; Amphibia; Anura; Myobatrachidae
Gene: TICRR
Product: TOPBP1 interacting checkpoint and replication regulator
Exons: 22
Coding region: 89-5818 (1909 amino acids)
Biological process (GO): regulation of DNA-templated DNA replication initiation; response to ionizing radiation; DNA replication
Cellular component (GO): nucleus
Molecular function (GO): chromatin binding
Source: RefSeq, a predicted model, not a curated record
UUGACCAAUCAGAUGCGACAAUAACUCCUGUUCGGCCAAUCAGAGCUUUCCCUAUCGUAACGCGCGGCCGGUUUGAUCGCUGCUGUGUAUGUGUUUGGGGAAAUGGCGGCGGCGCAGUGACGGUGUAGCCGAUGUGAGGGGGUCCUGCAGCUGCUGCGUGUGCCCCAGCAUGGCGGCUUCACACAAUGCGGUUCUGCUGGUGGAUGCCGCGGACCUCGCACUGAGAGACAGGACUAAGCUGCUGUCGCUGCGGCUGCUCAACUUCCUGACGUGCCGCGCAGGCCCCGGACAGGUCCGCUGGAGCUACCGCUUCCUGAACUCGCUGGGCGGCCGCUGCCGGCACCCCCGCCGCUCCGACCUACGAGAACUGGGGCCGCGCAGCUGGGAUGACUUCGAGGAGGAGCUGGAGGCCUGCUUGGAGCGCUCCCGGAGCGGCCGCUGCUCGGGUCUUCCCAGCUCCCGGGCCGCCCUCACCCAUGCCGCCCUGAUGGAGACUCUGUCCGACUUCCAGUGGGACCGGCCGGACAUCACCUCCCCGGCAAAGCCGGCCGCAGGCAGAGGGCGCCGUGGGAGCCGCCUGAUCGCCGUGGAUGAGCCCAUGCAGGCGGACUCCCCCUCCGAGGCCCCGGCCGCCUGCGGUCCCAGGAACGCCGUCUUCCUGCUGUCUCCGUGUCCACACUCCCGGGCCCAGCUCGGGGAGUUCGCGGCUGCCGGCGCUGACAUCGGCCUCCAGCAGCUGAUGGAGAAACUCUUGCCCCGGCGGCUGCAGAGCAUCGUCAGCAACAAGAGGGUGACCGUGUACUGGCUGGACACUGCCGACUGGUCCCAGGUUUGGGAUUCCUGUGAUCAUUUUGGAUACUGGACGAUGGUUGAAGUAAUGCAGCGUGUGGGAGGUAGAGUUUUGCCAUCAGAAUCAUUAUUGGCAGAUGGGCCGUUCUCCUCAGGAGCAGCUCUGAAAAUCCCUUUUGAUUCUGUGCUGAGUUCACUCAUCAGCAAUGAGCAGGAACACAGACUUCAGUUUCCUCAACAGGAUGGAAUUGUUUACUUCAUGACGCCUGGUGAGAGUGAACAGUGGGACUGUGCAGUUACUUUGGAGCCUAUUUCAAUAACACAAAAACACAUUACGGGUUUAAGGAAAAUCCAUAUAAAAGGAACCAUGCAAAACUGGAAUAUGAAACAAAUUGAUCCUUUAACAAUGGAAACGUGGGUGCUUCAGAGUUCAUCCAACGAUCGCCAUGCACCAUCCCUUCAUUUUCAGCAGCUUCUGCACACCGUGCUGUCUAAAAGGCUACUCCUGGUUGCUGAUGUGUUGACGGAACCUGAUUUGUUGCCCAGAACAGGCAUCUUAUCCCCCAUUUCAGAAACUGCUGCUGUUCUUAAUCUAGUUGUUAGUAACUUAUCUAUUGGGAUUGUCAGACUGUUAUUACAAGAAACUGUUGAGGAAACAAAUGAGGCUGUCUCGUCUGGUCUCCAGGAUAUUGUAAGCGGUGUCCUUAGUCAUGAUCGUAGCUGUGAAGAAAGCACUACAUCACCUGAUGUCUUAAUGCCAGAGUGGAUUAAACAAGAGUUGUCACAAAGUAAUCCCUGGACAUCCUCAGUUAUUGAAAAGUGGUAUCCAUUAUCUGGAACAUCAGGUGCUAGCAGUAAUCUCAUGGAAUCUUUUCGGUUGAUUAGCGCCGCUUCUUUUGAUCAAGAUGAACAGAAGCAUGACCAAGAAAUAACUCAUUAUCUAUCUGACUUGUACCAGAAGAAACCUACUGAUGAGCCUGGAGGUGUAGUACAAGGCGAGAAUCAAAAGAAGCGUCUUCCUCGUACUCCUAUGAGGCAGAAGAUGAAAACCAUGCCUCGUGCUUUGCAGAUGUUAAAUGUCGCUAGGUUAAAUUUAAAGGCUCAGAAGUCACAACCAGAGGGUGUAGUAGCUGCCCCUGCAGAUAAGAACUCUCAGGCAAAGAGGAGAACUUCUGACAAGCCUGAAGUGAAGGCAAAGAAGCAGAUGGGUUUCAAGUCUGAAGAGGAGUUGAUCUCCUUUUUAGUAGAAGACUAUAAUAGAGCAGUAUCUGGAGAAGAGAAUUCCUUGCUGUCAUGUGUCAGGAAUGUAUUAACCACCAUUAAAUCCUACUUGAAGUCCGUCAGUAGUGAGGAAGUAGAGGCUGGCUGCAUGGGCAAAAUCAGAUGUCUGCUGAAGACCAGUAAAGUAAUCCGGCAACUUUAUGGCCAAAACCCCAACAAAGUGGCUAAACUCAGAGAAUGCCAGCUUCAAGCUUUGAUAAGACUGGAAAUGUGUAUGCAGUGUAAGUCAAUACAAAGUAAUGAAGAUGAAAUGGAACAAGUUGUUGAAGAGAUAACCGAUAUGCUACGAAUUAUUUCUCUGACAGAAGAUCCCACUUUCUUAACAGCCUUUCUGGCAGAAGUCCUGGUGGAGUAUAUCGGAAGCAUUCCCAGAAUACUUGCGGACAUCUAUUUUAGCCUUGGGACUCAGAUCCCUAAGGAACUGGCAUUGGUGCUACCUACAGAUGGAGAUGACUGCCUUACACAUGAAGGGAAAACACCCAUGUAUUCUCAACCAUCCAUCUCCAGGGUUCCAAGUCUGCCUCAGAUAGGUAAUGAGGAAGACCAACUUGAAGAGCUUCGAACCAGAUCAGCCAAAAAAAGGAGCUCACGUAUAUCUUUCCAAAGGACAAGCACUAUGGCAAGACAAAGGAGUAUAGCAGAGGCAUCACAAACGAUGAGGCAGAUUGAAGUGCCAAAGAAACUGAUACGGGAGAGCUCAAACUCUAAUCUGGUUGUAAUGGUUGAGAAAUUAAAGUUACCUCUGCAAGCACAACCACCGAAAGAUGCUGAAGCAACAAAAGUGAGAAGGAAUUUAUUUGUCCAAGAGAACCGAUCCCCCACAAGAAGGGGCACUAAGAUGCCAAGGAGCCAGUCUGUAUCCACAGUAGAGGAGCUGAAACAUAAGCGCAGCAAGACUCAUGAUGGAACUAGAGAUCACUACAAACUGUUAACAAAGAAAGUGACUGAGACCCCUGCACACAAGCAGUUAGCCAACAGACUGCUUCAUAAGCAGAUUAAAGGCCGGCACACGGAGUCUACAUCCAACAUCAGCAUUGUUGAAGAAUCUCCAGAAAAGGAUAUAAGAGAACUUGAUUUACGAAGAAGCCCCCGUAUUAAGCAACUGUCCCUUACAAGGAAAAACUCUUCUUUUUAUGCAUCUCAGCCAAAAUCUCGUAAUCUGGACAGAGUCCACUCAUCCUCUCAGUUGCUGCCUUGUGGUGAUCCAAAAGGUGGCGCACUCACUACUGAGGCAAAAACCCCUAAAAGGCUUCUAUUUGGGGAGGUUUUGCAGCUGAAUAGUCCUACAACACGAAGAGCAAGAAGGAGGCUCUUAAAUGAUACAGAGCCAGUUACUGAUCAGCUAACAAGCAGAUCACAAAGGAAGACGCCAAGAAAAACUCCUCAGAAAGCAAAUCGAAGUUGCGAAGGACUGUUUGAAAAGAACAGGAGUCCUGGAAAAUCUCCUUGUACACCACGCCCAUCCGGUCAUACACCAAAGACACUAAAGACUCCUUCCAAAAGCCCACUAGACAGGAAAAGUGCUGCUGACAACUUAGGGAAAUAUUUCUCACCCUCUAAAGUGGAGGGACGGUCUCCUAUUAAAUCUUGUGAAAGAAGAAGUGAGAGAUUAGCUCAAAUAACGCCUAGCAAAAGUGACUGUCCUGCUAGGUGUUUUAUUUCUCCACUAAAGACUCCAAAACAGAUAAUUACUCCUCAAAAGGAAAGAUUGAAAAAUCACGAGUUUAUCAGUCCAGAGAAGACUCCUAAAAGUGUUUCACUCUCUAAUAGUGCUGCAAAACCAACACAACUGUCAUGCACACCAAGAAAAUCCCCUUCUUUACAAAGUCCAAAAAGAGAAUGUGUUACCCCCACAAGGUACCACCUUAGGACACCACAGAAGUCUACCUUCCAAGCACCCACACCCGAAAAAAGUGUUGCCAGGAAGCUCUCUGUUUUAUCUUCUGCUACUGAGCGUACUCCUCAAAAGGAAACACUUUGCUCUCCUACAAAACAUGUAGAUGAGGUUUGCUCCAUGUUGCCAAACACCUCCCCACCCUACAAUGCUUCUAUCUUGGGUUUAUCUUCCAUGCCACUGUGUCUUCAAACGCCUCAAAAAUCUCAAUUGAAGGAGUGUAAACCUGGCUGUUCUCCGGCGAUUACUGAUGAACCCAAAUUGCCUCCAUUUUCAAAGGACACCAGUCAGCUUACCGAAGUAUCAGGUGUUGGUAAAUAUCUGAGUGUGGGCUUUACACCUGCCCUCCCCCAAAAUGUGCACGUUUCUGAAGAGGUUUUGACUGUAAAAAGUCCUUCAGCAUCCAAAGUUCUAUCCCCUAAAUGUAAAGGUGACCUAAUUGUUUUGUGUGAAAGGUUAGAUGUAUCCUCUUUAGAGAGCUCACAAGAUUCUGAGUGUUUUGCCAAUAAUUCUCAAACAGAUGAAAGUAUUGAUAUAUCAGAAGCUAAAGUUGUGUCAACGGAAACCUCUGAUCUGAAGAUGAAAAUUUUGAUUAAGAGGAAGUCUUCGGACACUGGCUUAAUGAGCCGCCUUCAGUCUACACCAGGGGAUGCAGGAAAUGUGCAGUGCACCUCACCCUAUGGUCUACGGUUUACUGUUGAUAGGAGACAGCGAGAAGCUGCAGCGCGACUAGGAACUCCACAGAUUCCUGCUAAGUUCUCAACACCAAAAAGUCAAAAGAAAAUGAGCUCACCUGCAUUCUAUGAAGUUCAGCUUGAGAUGCAAGAUUCAGGGUUGCCUAAACUUCGUUUUAAACGUACAGACUCCAACCAUAGUGUUAUGGGCUCCCAAACGAGAAUUGAAGAAUCUCCAUCUCUUUCUCGUAAUAGAAAAGGAGAUGAAAGUCCUUUUCGUGAGACCUGGUGUAAUAAGCAUGGAAUGAAGUUGGAAUCUCCAUGUCUGCGGUCUUCCCAUAACACACCUGGUAAAACACAAACCUUUAUCUGCCAGUCUUACACACCAAGCAGGUGCUCUUCUAAUACUGCUUCCCCCAUGCAGGCAGACGCUGCAAGCCCCUGGACACCAUCACCAAAAUACAAAGACAAAAAUGGCAGUGAUCUCAUUAAUAACUGGCCAAGGAGAAAGAAAGCUUCUGCUGUUAAAGCUACUAAUGUUCUAAAAGGAGAGAGGAAGCAGGAUGAUACUAGUAGUGCACCAUCAACCGACGAAGGAUCUCUUGAACAAGAAGUUAACAAGACAUCACCUUUGCUAGACUUAAUGGUAGAUGAGGGGGUUUCAAAACUUCUUGAGCUAUCUCCUGUGUUAGAAUUGGAAGGUAAACGUGAAAUUGGAACUAUGGCAUAUAAAUGUCGAAAACGAUGCUUUGAUCUCUUGUCCCCCACUAAAGAAACCCAGUCAAGCUCUAAAAGGUCAUGUACAUUGAGUAGUGCCUAUGAUGUGAAAGAAUUUGUUGUCUCUACAAGCCAAAGUCUGUCCUCAAACUUGGAUUCUUCACAACAGAGUUCAUGUGAAGAUGAGGUGUUUAAUAUUUCAGGGUUCACCCCACCUAAUAAGCUGCUGAAAAAUUCUUUGUCUGCAAGUGGUCUGUUGUCGCUCACUCAGUCGCCCAUGUUGUUUAAGGGGAAAACGCCUUCAUCCAAGCGAAAACUGCAAGAUGGAGAGCCCCAACAUGAUGCACCUGAGAUGAAAAGACCUGCACUUCACCCUGCUAAUCUGGAUGACUCUCCUUUUAGCAAUGCAGCCCCUAGGCGUACCAUCAGCCGAACUUACACCCGCAAAAAGCUCAUAACAUGACAUGUAUUUGUUGGUAUCCGGACUCCAGGUCGACAGCACAAAGGUCGACACACCUUAUGCCGACACCAGUUGGUCGACACACCUUAUGCCGACAUGGACCAAAGGUCGACCGGAACACUGUCGACAUGGAAAAAGGUCGACAUGCGUUUUUCACGAUUUUUUUCUUUUUUUAAACUUUUUCAUACUUAACGAUCCACGUGGACUACGAUUGGAACGGUAAAGUGUGCCGAGCGAAGCGGUAGCGGAGCGAAGGCACCAUGCCCGAAGCAUGGCGAGCGAAGCGGUGCACUAAUUGGGGUUCCCGGUCACUCUACGAAGAAAACGAUACCAAAAAAUAACAAACUCAUGUCGACCUUUUUCCAUGUCGACCUUGUUCAUGUCGACCUAAGGUGUCGACCAAUUGGCGUCGACCUAAGGUGUGUCGACCCUCAGUCCCAGACCCGUAUUUGUUACAGUGCAUGAUCUUAUUGCGGAGUUUAGAAUUCAGUCUGGUUUAUACUGACGCUGUUUAAAGUAGUUGUAUACAACGUAAAAUUGCCAGCUCAAAGUGUUUUAUGAUGAAAUGCAGACACUAUUUGAUGCCACAAUCACUUAUUUAUAUAAGUCAGGUUGGAAAUAACUGAAAAUAGAUGCUUUUUUUCUUUAGUAGUUUGACAUCUGAAGUUCCUAAAGUCGCAUAUAAAGACAGCGGACUUUGAAUUACUAGUAAGAUGCUGAGGAUGCCCAAGCCUCUAUUGGUCGUCUCUGGUCGCUUUUAUAAGGAGGACGCGAUGUUUAUGGUCUCAUCAUUUGAACAUUUGCACUUUUUUAAAUGUACGCAAUAGAAGGUUGUAUUUGCUGCUCAAGGAGAAACACCUUGAUACAUUUUGCCAUACCACUAUCUUGUUUGCAGAUCUUUAUUUUGUCAAUUUCUGUUUUUGUAAUUACAUACACACAACACAAUAGUCCGAACAGAUGUAAAUAUCUCAAAAGGAAUUAUUUAUGUAAAAAUGUUUUUAUAUCAAAGCUGUGCAUGUAUGUGUGUUUUUGUGUAAGACAUUGAAAUGUAGAUAUCAUGUAUAUCAAAUUAUUACUUUUAAUA